This is a messenger RNA of Striga hermonthica, 2901 nucleotides long. Lineage: Eukaryota; Viridiplantae; Streptophyta; Magnoliopsida; Lamiales; Orobanchaceae. The record is from the annotation of a GenBank genome assembly.
AUGGCCGCGACUGCGAGGAAUCUGGAGAAGAUGGCGUCGAUCGACGCCCAAUUGAGGCUUUUGGUCCCUGGGAAAGUUUCUGAGGACGAUAAGCUUAUCGAGUACGAUGCCUUGCUUCUGGAUCGAUUUCUCGAUAUUCUCCAGGAUUUGCACGGAGAGGAUCUCCGGGAAACGGUGCAAGAAUGUUAUGAGCUCUCGGCAGAGUACGAAGGGAAGCAUGACUCGAAAAAGCUGGAAGAGCUUGGCAACGUCUUGACGAGUCUGGACCCAGGGGACUCGAUUGUAGUUGCUAAAGCUUUCUCGCACAUGCUUAACUUGGCCAACUUGGCUGAGGAGGUUCAGAUUGCUUACCGGAGGAGGACCAAGAAGAAAAAGGGAGAUUAUACUGAUGAAAGCAAUGCGACUACCGAGUCGGACAUUGAGGAGACUCUCAAAAGGCUCGUGUUUGAUUUGAAGAAGUCUCCUCAAGAAGUUUUUGAUGCGCUUAAGAAUCAGACUGUUGAUCUAGUCUUCACAGCUCACCCCACUCAGUCUGUGAGGAGAUCAUUGCUUCAGAAGCAUGGCAGGAUCCGGGAUUGCUUAGCUCAGUUAUAUGCCAAAGACAUAACACCAGAUGAUAAACAGGAGCUUGAUGAGGCUUUGCAGAGGGAGAUUCAAGCUGCUUUCCGAACUGAUGAAAUCCGAAGGACCCCACCUACUCCGCAAGAUGAAACAAGGGCAGGGAUGAGUUACUUCCAUGAGACAAUCUGGAAAGGAGUCCCAAAGUUUCUGCGUCGUGUGGACACAGCACUUAAGAAUAUAGGGAUCAAUGAGCGGAUUCCAUACAAUGCCCCCUUAAUCCAGUUUUCUUCUUGGAUGGGUGGAGACCGUGAUGGCAAUCCAAGGGUAACUCCCGAGGUCACUAGGGAUGUUUGCUUGUUGGCCAGAAUGAUGGCUGCUAACUUGUACUAUUCCCAAAUUGAGGAUCUCAUGUUUGAGCUAUCCAUGUGGCGUUGCAACGAAGAGCUUCGUGUUCGUGCUGAUGAACUCCACCGGUCGUCAAGAAGAGAUGCAAAGCAUUUCAUAGAGUUUUGGAAGACGAUCCCACCCAGUGAACCCUACCGUGUCAUUCUUGGCGAUGUUAGGGAUCGCCUCUACCAGACCCGUGAGCGCGCCCGUCACCUAUUAGCUCACGACACGUCCGACAUUCCGGAGGAGGCAACUUACACCAAUGUUGAGCAGUUCCUCGAGCCUCUCGAGCUGUGCUACCGGUCCCUGUGCGCGUGCGGUGACCGGCCGAUCGCCGAUGGCAGUCUCCUCGACUUCCUGCGGCAGGUGUCGACAUUCGGCCUCUCCCUUGUUCGCCUCGACAUUCGCCAGGAGUCGGACCGCCACACGGACGUCAUGGACGCCAUCACCACCCACCUUGAAAUUGGCUCUUACCGCGAGUGGCCCGAGCAGCGCCGCCAGGAGUGGCUGCUCUCCGAGCUUGGGGGCAAGCGCCCCCUCUUCGGCCCCGACCUCCCCAAGACCGAAGAGAUUGCCGAGGUCCUCGACACCUUCAACGUCAUCUCUGAGCUCCCCGCCGACUGCUUCGGCGCUUACAUCAUCUCCAUGGCCACUGCCCCCUCCGACGUCCUGGCUGUUGAGCUCCUCCAGCGCGAGUGCCACGUCAGACAGCCCUUGAGAGUGGUCCCUCUCUUUGAAAAGCUGGCCGACCUGGAGGCGGCUCCCGCGGCUGUGGCCCGGCUCUUCUCGAUCGACUGGUACAAACGGAGGAUCAACGGGAAGCAGGAGGUGAUGAUCGGUUAUUCGGAUUCAGGCAAGGACGCGGGGCGUCUGUCGGCCGCGUGGCAGCUGUACAAGGCCCAGGAGGAGCUCGUGAAGGUGGCCAAGGAGUAUGGGGUGAAGCUUACAAUGUUCCACGGGCGGGGUGGAACAGUCGGAAGGGGUGGAGGGCCCACCCACCUGGCCAUACUGUCCCAGCCUCCCGACACGAUCCAUGGGUCACUGCGGGUGACCGUGCAGGGGGAGGUUAUCGAGCAGUCAUUUGGGGAAGAGCACCUCUGCUUCCGCACACUGCAGCGGUUCACGGCUGCCACCCUGGAGCAUGGGAUGCACCCACCGGUGGCACCCAAGCCCGAGUGGCGGGCCCUGCUGGAUGAGAUUGCAGUUGUUGCCACCGAGGAGUUCCGCUCCAUUGUCUUCAAGGAGCCUCGGUUUGUUGAGUACUUCCGCCUUGCCACGCCGGAGCUGGAGUACGGGCGAAUGAACAUUGGUAGCCGUCCAUCAAAACGGAAGCCCAGUGGAGGUAUUGAAUCACUGAGAGCCAUCCCAUGGAUCUUUGCCUGGACCCAGACAAGAUUCCAUCUCCCUGUUUGGCUGGGAUUUGGGGCGGCAUUCAAGUACGCCAUAAACAAGGACAUUAGGAACCUGAAGAUGCUGCAGGACAUGUACAAUGAGUGGCCUUUCUUCAGAGUCACCAUUGACUUGGUUGAGAUGGUUUUUGCCAAGGGAGAUCCUGGUAUUGCUGCUUUGUACGACAAGCUCCUCGUGUCAGAAGACCUGUGGGAGUUUGGCGCAAAACUCAGGUCCAACUAUGAGGAAACCAAGACACUUCUGCUUCAGAUUGCAGGGCACAGGGACCUUCUAGAAGGAGACCCAUACCUGAAGCAACGACUCAAGCUGCGUGAUUCCUACAUAACAACCCUAAAUGUCUGCCAGGCGUACACUCUGAAGCGAAUUCGUGACCCCAACUACCAUGUCAAGCUGAGGCCUCAUAUUUCGAGGGAGUACAUGGAGUCCAAACAAGCUGCAGAACUUGUGAUGUUGAACCCCACAAGUGAAUAUGCACCUGGGUUGGAGGACACACUCAUAUUGACCAUGAAGGGUAUUGCUGCUGGACUUCAGAACACCGGUUAA